ACCUUCACAAAGAGAAAAAAGAAGAAUAAGGCAAGGAAAUAAUUUUUCAUACUAGAAGACAGUAGCCUGAAAAAAGUAAAACCCGUAUUCCAAAGCUAAAACUUUAUAUAAAUUUGUCGAUAAACAUGAAAUAUGGAUAGUAAUAAAGAAAUUGUGGAGAAAAUAAUAACACCAGAGUUAUAUUUCCUAAUUUCGAAGUUUCUAUCUGCUGGGCCACUAAAGGAAACUGCACAGGUCCUAAUCCGGGAACUUGAGGAUAAGAAGGUUUUGCCGAAGCGAUUAGACUGGCUGGGCAACGAACAUGAUCAAUCGUUUGCAGAAUUGGAAAAACAAUAUGCUCAUAUUGGAUCAAACCAUUUGGUCGACAUUUGCUGUCGUAUUGGUCCCAUUUUGGAUAAGGAGUUGACGCCCAGUGUACCUGGACUAGUAUCGCUUUUGGGCGCUGGGCGUCAGAGUUUACUUAGAACUAAGGAUAGCAUAUUUAAAUCUAGAUCAUUGCUAGAUUACUGCACAAGACUUCAUGGAGUUUCACUGCCAGAUUCAGCUGUAACAAAACCAAUACAUAAUUUCCAAAAAGUGUUAAUUGGACGGGAAUAUGGAGGUCCAGUAAGACGAAAGCUUUUAGUUCCUACAAGCUUGUUUUCGAAAACGAAACUGCUACGUCGCACUGUAGGACAUCUUUCGUCAGUUUAUUGUGUUCUCUUCGAUCGCACAGGGCACUACAUUAUAACUGGUGCUGACGACCUAUUGAUUAAGAUCUGGUCCGCAAUGGAUGGUCGGCUUUUGGCCACUCUUAGAGGAGCGUCGGCAGAAAUCACAGACAUUGCUAUAAAUCUCGAUAAUACCAUGUUGGCUGCAGGUUCUUUGGAUAGGAUAUUGCGUGUUUGGGAUUUGCAGACCACAUCUCCAAUAGCGGUGUUAUCAGCUCACACAGGAAUGAUAACAUCCGUCAAUUUUUGUCCUUCUCCUAGGGGAGAUUUGAAAUACUUAGUGACAACUAGUACGGACGGUUCCAUAGCCUUUUGGCAGUACUCUACACCUAGAGGCCAGAAAAUAACGUUCGCCCCCAAGCCUAUACAAUACCAUGAAAAGUUACGUCCAGGUCAAGCUCAAAUGAUGUGUACGUCGUUUUCGCCUGGGGGAAUGUUUUUGGCAGCGGGGUCAGCAGAUCACCAUGUUCGCGUUUAUCUUAUGUCCGAGGAUGGACCAAAACGAAUUCUAGAAACAGAGGCGUAUACUGAUGCUGUUGAUUCCGUCCAAUGGUCCCAUCGUGGCCUUCGUUUCAUUUCGGGGAGCAAGGAUGGCUCUGCUCACAUAUGGACUUUUGAGUCGCAGCAGUGGAAGAGCGUUAAAUUAUGUAUGACCGAGCGCUUACCAACCUGUCCAGAACCUGAAGAAGGUAAAAAGCUAAAAGUUACAAUGGUUGCAUGGGACUGCUCGGACAAAUAUGUCAUUACUGCGGCUAAUGACUUUACGAUUAAAAUAUGGAAUGCGAAAACUGCCAAACUUCAUUGUGUUUUACGUGGACACAAAGAUGAACUCUUCGUAUUAGAAUCGAAUCCAAAAAAUGAGCACGUUUUACUAUCGGCCGGUCACGAUGGUCAGGUUUUCUUGUGGGACAUUGAAAAGGGGGAGUCAGUGGCCCAUUUUGUAAAUAAUAUUGAUGGCCAAGGACAUGGUGGGGUGUUUGACGCGAAGUGGUCCCCGGAUGGAACAAUGAUUGCCGCUACGGAUUCUCACGGCCAUAUACUAAUAUUUGGUUUGGGAGUAGGUCCUGACCGAUACAAAAUUCUCCCCACCGAGUUGUUCUUCCAUACGGAUUAUAGGCCGUUGCUGAGAGAUGCGUCGCAUCAUGUUGUUGACGAACAAACACAGGUUAUGCCGCAUUUAAUGCCACCACCAUUCUUAGUUGAUUCAGAAGGUAAUCCACAUCCAGCCAGGUUCCAGCGCUUUGUACCGGGAAGGGAAAACUGUCCUACUGAUCAAUUGAUACCGAAUUUAACAGUGGGCCCUGACGGAAUCUUGGAAGAAAAUGGUCUAAGUAACCAAAAUGGUCCGGCUGGUGGAAAUUAUUCCCACAUUGAUCGCUUAAUUGCCGCACUGGCAAAUCGGCAAGGGGGAAGCAACAGUGGAAAUGUCAAUGCCAAUCAGCAAAGUCCACCCACAUCGGGGGCGAAUAGGUCCCAAUUAGAUAGAAUGAUCGAAGCCUUGGCCAAUCGUCAGGGACACGAUGUCGCCCCAGACUCCAACAAUCGUCCGUCUGGUAACGUUCUUGGUAAUGGUCCAAGCACGUCGCGAAAUGCUUCACUAGACGGGCGAAACUUGGAAUUAAUGCAGCAGCCCCGGCAGGGUACAACAUGGGGUCGUCCUCCAUCUGAUCAACAAUCUCUGCAGCCAGCUCCUCUUAAAUAUGUUCGCAGAAUAUAUGUACGCCCAAUGAAAUAUGCACAACUUCAAAAUCUAAAACAGACUGUUUACGCUGCAGGCCAAUACGAAAUGCAAGAAUAUAAACGUGAAAUGCGUCGACGACCGAUAAUGAUAAGCACGGCAAGUGUAUUAAACGCGCAGUCAACUAACGGACGUAACCGAAAUACUCGAGGUUCCGACCGCAUUGGAAGGCGACGAAGUGGCCGCCCCGCAGGACAGCAAACAAACCAGCCAGCAUAUCGAACGAGAGCUGUUCGGGAUCAGGAAGAAAUCGAAGAACCAUCAGUGCCUGAAGUGUUGGAGGAGGAUGAAGAAAGCAGCAACUCUUCUGGCGAUACAAGCUAUUCAAAUAUUGAAGAAUUAGACGAAUCUUCCGAUGAUUCUGAUACAGAAUCGUCUGAUUAUUCCGACUGGGUAGCUGAUACUCCAGGCCCGAAUUUAGAGCCACCCAAGCGUUCUAAACGUAAGCCUCUUUCUCGAAAAAGGACAAUGAGCGAAGACAGUAGUGAUGAUACUACUGAGCAGCCCACCACAUCUGCAAAAGCCGCAAGAAAGAGCAAAAAGGUUUUAAUUCCACCAGCCGCUUCAAAUGGAGAAAUUCCCGAAAUAUAUAGGCCGGCAGAAUGGUUGUCGGAAGUUAUUCCACGAAAAACUCCGUAUUAUCCACAAAUGGGAGAUGAAGUUGUUUACUUUAGACAAGGCCAUCACCGUUACAUUGAAGCCGUACGCAUGAAAAAGGUCUACAAAGUGUCGCACAGCUCAGAACCUUGGAGUUUUCAUACUCUUCGAGACAAAGAGCUAGUUAGAGUUAUUGGAAUCAAAUAUGAAAUUCGGCCACCUCGGUUGUGUUGUCUCAAGUUGGCUAUUAUCGACGAAGACGGGAAUAUGACGGGCACUACAUUUAAAAUUAAAUAUCAUGACAUGCCCGAUGUGUUGGAUUUCAUAGUUUUGCGUCAGACCUAUGACCUAGCUGUGCAGCGCAACUGGAGCAUUGGUGAUCGUUUUCGUUGUAUGAUAGGGGACGGUUGGUGGAUGGGACAGAUUGAGUCACGGCAUGCAUUAUCAUCGGAUUUUCCUGACUCGCCAUUUAUGUGUUUCCGAGUUCGUUGGGAUAACGGCGAAUAUGAGUAUAUGAGUCCCUGGGACAUGGAACCCAUUGAUGAAAAUCGUUUACCCGACGAAGUGGGAGGAGCCGUGCCUGUACUACCAGAGGAAAUUCGAGCAACUCUAUAUCAACCCAAAUCUGAAGAGUGGCAUCGCGGAGAUCGGGAUGGUUCUUGUCGGCGCAUUAUUAACGGACUCGAGCAGGUUAUGCGCCUAUCAAUUGCAGAACACUUUUUGGCGCCUGUUGACUUGAAUAUAUAUCCUGACUAUGCCUAUCUGAUAGAAUAUCCCAUUGAUUUAACCACGAUCAAAUCAAGGUUUGAGAAUCAUUUCUACCGUCGGAUUACCUCUGCACAGUUUGAUGUUAGAUAUUUGGCAACUAAUGCUGAAAAGUACAACAGAAGACAUACAAAUAUAGUCAAACAUGCACGAAUUAUUACCGAUCUGUGUCUUCGUAUCAUACGGGAGUCAAACGACAUUGAUGUCGCCGCAGUUUAUCAUCAAUUAGUUGAUGUUUAUCAUUCAUCCGAGUCUGAAAACGGCAAUGAAUCAGAUGUAGUCCCCUCAACCAGUACAGGUCCGUCUACUUCAGCAGCUGCUGCCAAGGCUCGACACAGCAUGCCCUCAACAAGAAGGUCUAAACGUAUGCGAUCCGACGCCGACUGGCGUGCCGAUUGCCGCCAGUUGUUGGAAAUGAUGUUACAGCGACCCGAUUCACUGCCUUUCCGAGAACCAGUAGACACCAUCGAGUUUCCGGACUACUUGGAGAUAAUCUCCACACCUAUGGACUUAAGAACAGUUAAGGAAGACUUGCUGGGAGGCAACUAUGAGGAUCCUUUAGAUUUUGCAAAAGAUGUUCGUUUAAUAUUUCAAAACUCCAAAAAUUAUAACACCAACAAGCGAUCGAGGAUAUAUUCAAUGACAUUGCGUUUAAGUGCUCUCUUUGAGUCUCACAUUAAAACUGUUAUCAGCAAUUGGAAAGCUGCCAGAAGACGAGCUAAUAAGAACAAAUCACGCAGCGGCACGUCGGGUCGAGGGUCUAGCAGCAGUCCCACUAAACGCGCUCCGUCCGACAGAACACGCUCAACGGGAAAAAGAGGGACGUCGAGUAGAAAUACAAGGCGCAUACAUAGUUCGGAAGAAUCUUCUAACCAUGAUGAUGACGACGACAACGAGCCACCUCGUGGGACGCAGCGAAGCGCAAGAGGCUCAAAUAAUCGAGGAGGUACGACAGCAAGUACAUCAAGCUCGAAUCGUGUUACAUCAUCUUCAUCCCAUAAAAGACAUAAUGACGUCGAUGAUCCACAGCCGGGUACUUCAAGAGCUUCACGACAAAGAAAUCGUGCGGCUGGGAAUGAUGAGGAGGAAGAUGCUCUGUCCGCCAUGUCGUCGGAGUCAGAUGAAGAUGACAGUGAAAGUGGCACAUCAAGCACAUCGACAUCAUCCGACAAUAGUCUAAGCGAAAAUUCCGAAGAAAGUUAUAGUCCAGAAAAAGACCGUAAGACCAAAAGCCGUAAAAGACAUCAUAAAUCAGGACGUAAGACCCAAAAAGGCCCACGAAAUAAAAGAACCCGUCGCCGUCUCUCAGACGAAGAUACCGACGAGGAUUUCGAUUUAGAAAGUCAUAAGAAACAUAAAAAUACAGGUAGAAAAGUGCGAAGAAGUCAAAACGGAAAUCAGCGUAGUGUCGGUGGAGGUGCUGUCUCACAUGUUGAUGAAAGCACGCAGGAUACUAUUACACAUACACCCAAGAAAAAGGGAAGGCCUCCAAAAUCAUCAUCGCGUACCCAGAACGAUGCAUCAAAUUCGCUACUUGAAAGUCCCUCACGCAACACGAGAACUCAAGCCGUAUCUCAAACAAAUUCUUCUGGCGUGGGGCGCAGAUCUGCUGCUGAAAAUGAUCAUAGUUACCAUUUGCCAGUGCGCAAUGGCCGAGUUGUGGAGUCGGAUAACGAUUCUAGGGAAGUUGCUACGCGGCCAACAAGAGCCAGUGUUAAACGAGCCAUUAUGGAAUGGGCACGUGCCGAAAGUGACGGCGAUGGAACUGAAGACGCUGAAGAGAUACUACCAACACCCACACCAACAAAGUCCAACCAUUACACUAGUCGGGAUGAAAACGGACCUUCAACGAGUAAAGCUGCAGCUGCCGCUGCCACGGCUGCUUCGUCAGCUGUUGUACGGCACUUACGAACGAAUCGGAAUACUGUCGUAGAGCCACAAAACGAUUCUGGCGAUGAUGACAGUGACGAUGAGCCUUUGGCGUCAAGUCAAAGUUCGCAAACUCGACAACAAAGAAAGUUAAUCUCACCUCACCCUACACAUCUGCAGCGACGCCAAGAUGGACAUAUGGUAAAAAUUGUAGCGUCGUCAUUGCCAACCACCCAUAUGACGCGGUCACAUGCCACGUCCACUACUCCAAAUGUAGCUACUACCUCUGCCACGGCGUCAUCGCAACCCACUGUUCAUGAUCAUAAUUAUGUUGGGGAUCCAGGACCUUCGACAUCGAGUGCAGCUCUGCGUAAUUCAAGAAGAGUCCUUUCGCGACAUCAACGAAAUGCUGACGAAUUGGACAUCAGUUUAGAACCGUUGGAGAAUUCGAUGUUGAUUUCAGCAAGUACACGUCUAAGACGUGGAAUGCCCACUUCAACUACCGCUGCACCUGCUUAUCAGAGAGACACACAACACGCAGCUGUUACAGUACGAAGAGGUCGGUCGCGGUUUAGUCAAGAGAAUUCUCAAACAGAGCCAUCUGCCGACGAAAAUGUUCAUGAGGACGAAGAAGACGGCGUUUCAGACAUGGGCACGGGUGGAUCAACCGAAUCGUCUGUCAGUGAUGACGAAUCCGAUUCGGAGGACAACCAGCCUCUUACAUCUUAUGUACCUAAAUCUAGGAACUCAAAAAAGCCUCGAGCUAAACGACGACGGUCAGAUGACUCCUUUGUAGCUGACGAGGACGACGAAGACGAAAAAUACACCAGCACUCGGCGCCAUACCUCUCGUGGAUCUAAGAAGUCCAACGCAGAAGGAUCCAGUAGAUAUGGUGGUCGCGACCGUAUGCAAAGGGGUGCCCGUAAUCAGAAGCGCCCUCGUUACAACGAACUUAGUGACGAAGAAGAAUCCGUUAAUACCAGUGGCAGAGGUAGGAAAUCUCGCAAUGACUCGUCUGCAAUAGGUGAAACACCUGCCAACGACGACGUAGACGCGAGUACGAUGGAUAGUGAAGAUGAUCAGCUCAUAAGUGUUAGCAGCAGGGGCCGCGUACGCAAAAUUACUGCCAAAGCGAGAGGGAUUUUCAAGGAAUAAUUAGAGCCAUCGUCUUCAAUGGUAUUAGAAUCCAAGGGUGUCUCGCGUAUUUAAAAAUACAUGCGUAGGUGUAUGUUUGGUGAACAUAAUUCAAGCGACGCCAUUUUUAUUUAGUUUUUAUGUAUAGUUCCACUUUAUUCACAUCUCAAUCCAUUAAAAACCAUUUGGCAACGGUCAUUGUUGUUACCUUCUUAACUUCAUUCAAUUGUAAAAUAAGUAACAUACGAGUGAUCGAGCAAUUAUUCACAUUCAACCUAUGUAACAGGUGUCCCAAGCGUCAAUCUGGCUAACAUUUUAUUCGCCGUAUUUAUUACGUUAUCAUUGUGUGGGUUAUGUCACGCUCAUCGGCUGGUAAUAUGUAAUACCUGCUACUCAUUUAUAUUUAUUAUUGAAAAUAAAAAUACAAAACUAAUACAUUAAAGUACACGUAAAUUUUAAGUUUAUCACAAUACAAUUACAAAAUAAAUAUGUAUAAAAAACCUGA
This is a messenger RNA of Musca domestica (house fly), 7318 nucleotides long. RefSeq names its product bromodomain and WD repeat-containing protein 3 (gene BRWD3). Gene Ontology annotation, biological process: regulation of transcription by RNA polymerase II; cytoskeleton organization; regulation of cell shape. Gene Ontology annotation, molecular function: protein binding. Lineage: Eukaryota; Metazoa; Arthropoda; Insecta; Diptera; Muscidae. Gene Ontology annotation, cellular component: nucleus. The transcript is spliced from 15 exons. The record is from RefSeq and is a predicted model, not a curated record. Bases 133 to 6834 code for a protein of 2233 amino acids.